AUGGAGACACAGCGCAUGCAAAUGCAGCGACUGUACGAUGCAGGCACAGAAUUAAAUCAGGGCCCGUUGAGGGUUAAUCCAAAUCUCCCACUCCAAUCGUCCCUGCCUUCGUCGCAAAGCGGGGAUCGAUCCCCUCCAACCAAUGGUUUGGCAAGGACGACCUCCAAAAGGCGAAGGCCAACUGGGACUGGACCUGGAAGGACACCAAUCGAGAACUUUCCACAACCUCCUGCUCCCGAAGUACCGAAAGCACCACCUGUUUCGUACCGUCCUCCACAUGGCACCGAGACCUACAGCCCACCCGAAGGCAACUUUCCAGCCUCUUUUGCAGAGCGAGCGCGUGUUCUGACCGGAAAGUCACUACCCGCAGAACCACCAGAUCUCAACCCUGAGCCCCUCCCUCAGCCAGCACGGCCAGAGAGACGAGGAAGUCUCAAUCGUCCCAUUGGUGGAUUAUACUCAGAAAUCCAGAAGCACAAAAGAGACUCAUACCCUCCCCCUAACGGUCCUAUAUCACCCAGGCGGUUCUCAAAUCCAGCAAGCCCACGACAAUUCGAAUCUAGAAGUGGCAAUCCUCCAAGUCGAAAAAGCAGCUCAGCAACAGCUCAGAAAACCCCAGAAACUCUGUCUCCUGCUACCCAGCCGAGUGCUAGACGUGCUCCAGCCAGUGUAGCGCAACCACAAGGAAGAGAGUGGGCGCCAGAGCAUUCGCCGUUGCAGAAACUCGAGGUCGAGCUUACCAGCAAAGAAAAGAAACGAGCACGUGUAGAGGCUGCUGAACGAAAGCUUCGAGAAUCUCAGGCCCGCAACAGGCAGCACGACUCUGGUCGAGAAAGUGACUUUGCCGCGGAUCGGAGCACAUCAAGACGUGUUUCUAGAUAUACUGGUGCUGCUAAAUCACGAAGAUUUCCUGACCAGACUGAAGUCAAUUGGCCUGACGGGCACAGAGAACAACCGGUUCGCGAAUCACAACCACAACGAACUUCAGGAAGGAUAUAUUCUGACUCCUACCAGCCUUUGUCUUCAAAUCGUACCGGCAAGACAUCUACAAGAUCGACCGAGACGCCCCAGUCCGACCAGCACCAAGGACGAGGCGUGAGAUUCCAAGGCGAAGAGGAUACUGAAGAUCUUGAUGCCUACUCUAGCGAUAUGGACAAGGCAGACUCGCGCAGUCACAGGAGAAGUUGGGGAACGGAAGCAUUGGCAAGAUCAGAUCAAGAACGUGCUGCUCGGAGAGACAAAUUUCGUCGAGACGCAGUAACGGUGGGAAAACGGACGCCGUCCAGAGACGUACCCACAGAACAAAAGGAGCUGUACAAUAGUAGAGUGGAGAGAUUGAAUGAAGAUGCGUCAGCCGCAACUUAUGGAGGCGCACCAGACCCUGUACCACGGCAUACUGUACAGGACCAAGGGCAGGCUACAAAAUACGGAAUACCUCCACAAACUGCUGCUGGUAUCCAGGCCAGACAGAUCGUGGGAUUUGGCAGUGGGUCGCAGGGAGUGAUCGAGGGUCACGCAGAUCGAAAACAUCACCUCUCCACCAUCUUGCAUCGAGGUCACAACCACACUGCCAGUGCGUACGAACAGCCCAAUGCUAGGCCAAGAAAUCUUGACGAGUGGAAGCAAGGAGGUACAGCAAGACUCUCGGCUGCUGAUUUUGUUUCCGGGAAAGAGUCAAAAGAUAAAGGGGAUACGUGGUGGGAAGAGAGCAGGUCUGACAGUCGCCGCAAAUCGGGAAGAGCAAGACAGGCACAACCUCUCCAAAGAGACUAUCAGGACAACAACGGUAAGAUACCAGGUUCCAUUUCUAGUCAGACAACAAGAUCUGCAGAGUCGCCCUCAAACGAACGCACAAUUCGUACAAGGCAAUAUGUGGGGCACGAGCAAUUUCGGAGGGUCAGAAACCACUCGGGAUCGCCUUAUGAAAGUCAUGUGUCCCACUUUCUCCAUCGUACAAAGAAUGAGCAGCUUUCAGGUCUUUCGUCUGUGUACUCUUACUCAUGUACCAAUCUUGCUGAUCACGACCCUGCACACUUUGAACAUAUUUGCGAGCCAUACUUGAGCAAAGAGCUAACUUUGAGUAUGCGGUCUGUCCGCAUACGGCCAGCUCCAGCACUCGCUACCUUUGAUCCACCACUCUACCUGAAAUGUGGUCCUCUCUUGCGCUACACAGGCCUGAAGAGAGACAGACUGCAGAUGCAGACUAGAAGUGGCCCAUCCAGCAGCGAACGCGAGGCAUGGAGAGGUAGCGUCAUGAUCGUCACAGCGGAUGCCGACUCAUCAUAUGAUCCUGCACCAACUUUGCGCCUAUUCCCAGAAGCAAUGGAUCUCUUGCCUCCACCACCGCAACAUAUUGAUGCCGAAGACGGUCACGAGUUACCUGCUGAAUAUAUGGAUCCUAUAGCGGGCUUGCCUAAAUUGUCAAGAAGUGGAAAGACCGUAUACGUCAAGCCUGUAGACGAUCUCGAGCAAGGCGUGGACUUGUCGCGUCUUGAAGAUGAUGACGGGCUUUUCGAGGAAUUCCGUACUGCUGCGGUUCCGACAGCUUAUGGUACUCCCGACUUCCAUCCAGGACGUAGUAAUGGAACAUCGCAAACGAAUCCCAAGAUUGGAGGUCGUGGGGAGAGGGCACCAAAGAGAGGUCAACAAGUCAGGGGUGUUCGACUCCAUGCAGAGCGUGGUGUUACCUUCUGGCGUUUUAAUCUGGAAGUCGAGCUGAGUGUACAACAAACUCGCGUUGCUUACAGUAUCAAUGGCUCGCCGUCUGUGGGAUUCUGGAUACCCGGAAGAGGCCAAUCAAUGAACGUGAUGUUCCAUAGCUGCAACGGUUUUAGUAUGAGCGUCAACCCGGAUAACUUCUCUGGGCCUGACCCUCUCUGGCGAGAUGUGCUCAAUUGCCAUCAGACACGACCGUUCCAUGUCAUGAUUGGUGGAGGGGACCAGAUUUACAACGAUGCUGUCAUGAGCCAAAGCCCACUUUUUCGGAAUUGGCUCGAGAUCAAGAAUCCACAUCACAAACAUGAAGCUGACUUUUCGCCGUCGAUGCAUGAGGAACUCGAGACUUUCUAUCUGGAAAGGUACUCUAUGUGGUUCUCUCAAGGUCUUUUCGGCAUGGCCAGUUCCCAAAUCCCAAUGGUAAACAUGUGGGAUGAUCAUGAUAUCAUCGAUGGUUUUGGUUCCUACCCGCAUCACUUUAUGAGCACGCCAGUAUUUUGCGGUCUCGGAGCUGUAGCGUUCAAGUACUAUAUGCUGUUUCAGCACCAAAGUGUUCCAGACGAAGGGCCCGCUGAUGAGCCAAGUUGGCUCAUGGGAUCUGCACCUGGGCCUUAUAUCAACGAGCCUAGUAGGAGUGUUUUUGUUUCUCUUGGGAAGAAUGUCGCGCUUCUUGCUCUUGAUUGUCGCACAGAGCGAACAAGAGAAGAAAUCCUAAGCGAGGCUACAUAUCAGAUAGUGUUGGAUAGGUGCCGAAGAGAGAUCGUUGAGGGUGAAACGAAACAUCUUGUCGUGGUGCUCGGUGUACCUAUCGCCUAUCCAAGAUUAGUUUGGCUCGAGAACUUGAUCACAAGCAGAGUGAUGGACCCUGUCAAAGCCCUAGGCCGAGCUGGUAUGCUCGGAGGCUUCCUUAACAAAUUCGACGGCGGCGUGGAGAUCUUAGAUGAUCUGGACGAUCACUGGACCGCGAAGAAUCACAAACAAGAGAGGAACUGGUUUGUCCAGGAGCUUCAGGAACUGGCUGCAGAAAAGUCGGUAAGGGUGACAAUCCUUGGUGGUGAUGUUCAUCUAGCAGCGGUCGGCCAAUUCUACUCAAAUCCUAAGCUGAAGAUACCAAAGGACCGAGACCAUCGCUACAUGGCCAAUGUCAUCUCAUCUGCCAUCGUCAAUACGCCUCCACCGAACAAUAUGGCCGAUAUUCUCAACAAGCGUAACAAGACUCACCAUCUCGACGGUGACACCGAUGAGGACAUGAUUCCAAUGUUUAUCCAUGAUGUGAAUGGCAAGCUAAGAAAUAACAAAAGGCUUUUGCCACGAAGAAAUUGGUGCUCAAUUAGAGAGUACUAUCCAGGCUCCACACCUCCACCAACACCACCUCAGUCGGAGCCGCAAACCCCGAGCGACGAGUCUCCGCCCCCUCCAACUCGCCUUCAAAGGACCCUAUCAUUAACAAGGGGUGAUGUAAAACCUGGCAAUCUCAUUCGCCGACUCUCAGGUCGUGGGCCACCGCCAAGCAACGACUUUCCGCCUUCAAACAAGUACGACACUGGAGAUUCUUCAUCCUCGCCUCCGCCUGAUGGCUACUUCCCUCCUCAGCCCAAAAUACCUCAAAGAGCUGUCACCAUCAGCGGCAAUGGCGAUCAACGCCAUAGCUCCGCCCCUCUUCCACGUCCCGGCAAUUUCCACCGCCGUCCGACCAACAUGAGCGAGAAAGCUGCAGCGAAAGGAGGAGACCUGGAUGACAUGACAGGUCACAUCAAUCUUGAGCAUGGACUGGAUCUAGUCUUGAACUGUGAAGUCAACCAGAAAGAUCCAGCAGGUAUCACCGUUCCUUACCGGCUUCUAAUUCCAGCACUUUGGUACGAAGGAGAAGGAGACGUCAAUACCGAGACGUAUAAGAAGAAGGGCCUUUUAUCUCGGCUUAACAGUAUCAGAGGUACCAGGAGAAACACUCUGGCCGGCAGUCAAGGUCGGAGCAACUGGGGUCGGCAAGACAGCCUAACACCAAGUGGGAGCGAGGGUGAGACUGAGGAUGAGGAUGAGGACGAGGCAGAAACUGAACCAGUCAAACCUCGACGAUGGAGCUUUGGAGUCUCCCAAAGGAGGCAGUAUCGAGAUCAGACGCCCCCUCUCGAACGGGAAUAUGGCGAUCAGCGGCCCCAGAGGCAAAGAGAUUUCGAAGAUCGUAACCAGCAGAUUGGACAAACAAAACAGAAACCCUUCUCGAUGCCGCCAAGGCAGAAAAGGCAAUAUGGAGAGCUGGGUCAGCAGCAAGGCCAGUUCGUUAAUUCUGAUUAUGACGAGGCACGGUAUGAUUCUGUUGAUUAUCACCAGCAUCUUGAUGCGAGUCCCCCAAAUCCGAACAGCGGGUACCAACGCAAGCCGAGUAAGGUCGACCGCAUGCUGGGUGUUGGUCCUAUGGCGCGUGCCAACAGCUCCUCAGCGAACGGUGGGAUUAACCCGCCGAGCUCCGCCGACGCUCAUACGAGUGUCCAGACUGGCGCCCCAGGGUAUCCUGAGAGUGGCGGCUCCGAGAGCGAGGAAUAUGAAGAAGAGCCGCCUAAGAAUUCAUCGAGGCCCGCUUCCCAGGGUUAUAGUGGCAUUGAGGCGUAUUCGGAGAAGAAAGAUACAGGGUGGAGAAAGUUCCUGAAUAAGGUCAAGGAUAUCGAGGAGAAAAGUUCUGGCCGACGUCCCCCGGCCAAUUGA
Letharia columbiana is the source of this 5418-nucleotide messenger RNA. RefSeq lists its product as uncharacterized. The coding region runs from base 1 to 5418 and encodes 1805 amino acids. NCBI's taxonomy places the organism in Eukaryota, Fungi, Ascomycota, Lecanoromycetes, Lecanorales, Parmeliaceae. The transcript has 5 exons. Gene Ontology annotation, cellular component: membrane. The record is from RefSeq and is a predicted model, not a curated record.